This is a messenger RNA of Medioppia subpectinata, 1434 nucleotides long. The record is from the annotation of a GenBank genome assembly. NCBI's taxonomy places the organism in Eukaryota, Metazoa, Arthropoda, Arachnida, Sarcoptiformes, Oppiidae.
AUGUAUAUUCUGAGUGAAGAGUCGGACCGAAAGUGUCGUGAAUUGUGUGAAGAGAUGUCGGCUCUGAAGGCAAACAAUGAGUCCGAAGUGAAGGCAUUGAAAGCACAGCUCAACACAGCUAUCGAUUCAAUGCAUACAAUGACUGAAGAGAUCAAUGAUUUGAAACAAAGUGAAGAGAUGUCAGCUUUGAAAGCAUAUAAUGAAUGCAAAAUGAUGACAUUGAGGGCACAGAUCAGCACAUCUGGGGAUUCAAUGCAGACAAUGGCCGAAGAGAUCAAUGAUUUGAGACAAAUGUUGUCGACUUUAGAUAAUAGUAAUCAAAGAGUAGUCAGAGAUAUAAAGACAUUAUCCGAUAAUGUGAAGUAUGCAAGUGAAGAGUUUCCCGAUUUGAUGGUAUGGAAUGAGUUUGAUAUGAAGACACUUAAAACAGAGCUCAAGAUAGCCAAUGAUUCAAUGCAGACAAUAGUUGCAGAUAAUAAUGAUUUGAAACAGAAAUUGUGUGAAAUGUCGACAAAAAACAGUGAAUUGAGUGAAGAGUUGUCGGCAUUGAAGGCAUCCAAACAUAUCAUUGAAUCCGAUGUCAAACUAUUGGACAAAGAAAUCAAUGCACAGAAUAUUACGAGUGUUGAACAGGACUUGUCCUCAAACUCUUCAUCGAUCGGAUCCCACAAUCAAUUGACCACUAAUUCAGACAAAACCAGAGAUGAGAUCAAUAUUCAGGAGAUAUUCACUGAAAUUAGAGAUCAAAUCAAAGAUCAAAACAAAAUAACAAACAAUUUAUUGAAUGUAUUGUUGAGAGAGAAGGAGAAGCCGUUGACAGCACUCGAAGGCAUCAGACAAUCGGUCGAAGACUCUGAUGACAGCGAAUGCAUUGUAUUCAUAUGCAUAGCGUUUACGGCAUUUAUGGCCAGUUUGUCGCCGAUCUCUGGCGCCGACCCAACCGUUGACGUCAAGACCAGCUCCGGUACAGUGAGGGGACACACAAUACAAGUGCUCAGCAAACCUGUCAACGCCUUUAUUGGUAUACCAUAUGCUGAGCCACCGAUCGGGCCGUUAAGGUUUGCGAGGCCUAAACCACUGACCAAACCAUUGCCGGGUAUAAUUGAUGCGACCAAACCUAAAAACUCAUGCAUGACUGGCGGCACCGCUCAGAUGGGAGAGGACUGUCUAUUUGUGAACAUAUGGGCCCCGCAUAACACUACGGGUGCCCUAAAGCCAGUAAUGUAUUGGAUAUAUGGCGGUGGUCUCGGCUCCGGUAGCAUAUUCUCGGGCGCCAACGACGGCAAGGCUUUGGUUGCCGACGAUGUGGUCGUGGCAUCGGUUAACUACCGGCUCCGCACGUUUGGCUUUCUCUAUGGCGGGCCCGAUAGCGACGCGCCCGGGAAUAUGGGUUUCUAUGAUCAGGUGCUCGGCUUAAAAUGGGUAGUAGAUUGA